Amoebophrya sp. A120 is the source of this 8902-nucleotide messenger RNA. NCBI's taxonomy places the organism in Eukaryota, Dinophyceae, Syndiniales, Amoebophryaceae. The record is from the annotation of a GenBank genome assembly.
CUCUACUGGAAGAUAGUUGUUGUCCGAGUUGUAGACACCAACAGUACGCUGGAAAUAAAAAUACAGAAGCGCCUACUAUAGCUGCUUCUUGUGGAAUACCUUCUGUAUGAGUAUGUGUCUAUGUCUGUACUAGCCAAGAGCUGGGUGUCUGCAUUUCCGCUUGGUUCCACGAAACAAAGUGCUGGCCUGGAAUAAGGGAGGUAGCUGUAUGAAUGUGUAUGUGUAUCACGGCUUCUUCAUAAAAAAUCAAAAUGAAUUCGAAAAAAGCGAUUGGCGACCGCCUGACGCAGCUCGCCGCGGACCUUCGCAAAAAGCAAGCGACAAAAUCCGUCACCUACAUCUCGAAGUCCCUCGAUCAACUCGCACCGAGCGUCGAAAACACGCCGCAUAUCAAGGAGCUCUGGGAGGAAUUGCGGGGCUACAUUCGAAUCGGCUAUUUGCAAAAGGCAGCGUAUCUCCGUCGAAAGAAUGAUGUUACAACCAGUGCAUGAUAGAAGCGGAUUUUGGAUCUUUUGGUUUUGUCAUGCCGUUGUACCUGAAAGUGUAUUGCUACAGCUACAGCUACACUUUGAAAAUAAUACGUUGAAUCAUUGUGUUGCAGUGCUAAAAGAAGUAAUCGAAAACGAAAUGCAAAUGACAAUGCAGAACAAAUCCGUUUCUGAGCCUCUUUGUAAGCAGCGGUAUUCGUAUUUUCUUGUCGGUUGAUACAGCGCACCUCUGCGACAUCAUCGCGCUGACAUGGAGACACUUGGAUCCGGUAUCCAAUAUUUUCCUUCAACAUUUAUUUUGCUCGGUCGGUGACAGAUGAUUCAUUUCAAAACAGCCGAGCGAUCGCGCACCCUCAUUGGAGCUCAUCUUCCCGAACAACCAUGAUUGACUUCAACCUUUUCCUCUUUCCAGGUAUCCGUGACUUCCACAACUGGGGUCACGCUGGUCGGCUCGGCCUUGCUCGAGCCUUCCGAAGCUUCCAGCAGAGACACGCACUUCUCGUUCGUGAAGGCCAGCCAUGUUCCAUCCUCGAGUGCACAGCAACUUCGUGGCAGCCCAGGCCUUGGGCAACAUCAAGGAGAAGGUGAAGGUGAGUUGUCUGCAACCAGCAGUAAUGUUAAAGCGAGCAGUCCGCUCUACAACACCAGGGGGAGCCGACAGGUCUAUGACCGGGUCAUGUCUCCGAAGCUCGGUGUGCGAAGGCGCGCACUCGACCCGCCGACGGCCAUGGUAGUCGCCUCGCCGAUGUAUUUGACGCGGAAUUAUUCUCCUACUUUAUCAACAUCUACUCACGAAAAUAAGUCGAAACCAGGGCCGGCCGUGCCCCAAGAGCAAGAAGUGCAAGCUCUUGCGACAAGGACGUGGUCAACAACACCCGGAACUGUAGCUUCUGCUUCCCCCGUCGUCGCAGCAGUAGAUCUGCACCCAAGGAGUGACGCUCCGGUAGCCUCCGCCAUGCCUCUAGUACCGGUAGACGAAGAAGGAGAAGACGCUGGUCAAAAUCUUAAACGAAAUGAGCUGCAAAGUGGCCGGCGCGGCGGACCGGGUGAGCGUCGACGGCCACAGCCUCAGCCAGCGGUGCAAAACGUGUUUGAGAACAUGUUGACGGAGCACGAGCUGGAAGAGGAGCGGCUACAAAACAACGAAGAGUACGUGUUAGAGCAUAUUCUGGACAAUCGGCACUACAAAGACAUCGACGUGGAGGCUUUCAUGCACGACCACACGAAGCGACGGAGUAGGGCCGCGGAUGCAGCUUCGGUGAACAAACAAGGGCUGAACAGUACCUAUCAAGAGGAACAAGGUAAAGAUCUGUACCUCCAGACCCUCCGACGCAAAGCGGACAAAGCGUCCACCGGGUUCAAACAUGAUGCUUCCGUGGAAAUCGACGAGGUGACGCUGCACGCGGACACGAUUACCCGGCAAAUACGCUUGGAAAACGAGUACAACGUGCAGCAACGGUUACUCGAGUUGAAGAGGCAGCGGGAGGAGAGAAGUAGAAGCGCUGCUGGGGCGGACGAGAAUGCAUUGCUCGAGAAACGGAGACUGGAAGAAAAGCUCGAUUACGAGAAACGGAUGGUGGAGCACAACGCGAGACACACGGUAACCAGUGUGGUGCGGAAGCACGUACAGACGAGUACCAAAGUAUGGAUGCGUCAGAGUUGAAAUCGACUAAGUUGAAAUAGUUUGUCACGCAUGAAAUGCAAGGCAUGAAAUGCCUGUCUUGCCGGGUUGGCAAGUGAGGCCGACUGUCAGCCUGUUUAGGAUUUGAAAUAGAGCUGCUAAAGUAGCAUGACAAAAGCAGUCGUCUGUGCCCAAACAGCAUGACAGACUGGAUUCCGGUGCUCGGCAAAUUUGUCAUGCACCGCUUAGAAAUUGGGCUUCCAACUGGUAUCGAGUUUAUGCAUUACAAGUUGUUUCAACUUUGUCUUUGACGAUUUCAAUCCUGACGCUUCCAUACAAAGAGGUGAUUUCAGCGGAGCGCGAACUCAGGGAGCAAAGCCAUUACUUGCCAAGGCCGCAAACACAAUUAUCGGUUCAGCAGCAGCCGACAGAGGCGAGUUUGCCGCGUCGGCGGUCGAGCACUAGGUCGUCGCCCAAAUCCAGGUCCCGGUCGGGGUCGAAGUCUAACAUGUCCUCUCCGAAAAUGAAAAAUAGACCCGAGCAGGGACGAGCAGGUAUAGGACGUUCCGGUAGCCGUAGAAGCCGGAGUCCAUCUCAUCUUCAUCUACAGCGAGGUGGAACUGGAAGCCAAACAAGGGACGUCGCCGACGAGCGCGUUCCCCGCCCCGUUUGGAACAGCAGGGUGAUCGCGCCGAGCCACUUUGAUCCGUACCACAAAACCUCCCCGUCCGCGAACGACCUGGAUUUUGCAAGGGAACUGCUCUUAUCCUGUGCAAAAAUAUGAUCGCACUCGUACUAAUUGCAUUUAUGCAUUACGAAUCUCGUUCCCGUGGCAAAUCCGCAUUUCAUACAAAUUCAAUUUGUAAUGCUGAGCCAAUUUGUAUUGCAAUUUAUACUAGUACGCUACUUUUGCAAUUCAUAGCUCUCCGCAGCGCACCGGCGCGCGGGGACGACCACUGCCGGUCACAGUCAUCACCACGUACAUCAUCCAUCGCACUGGAAACACCCGGGUACAGUGCCGAAAAAGCACCGCGGCGCCUCACGAUAUUUGCACGACCCUACAGAAAGGAGCGCUCGGGGUGGUGCUGCGCAUUAUUCCCGAGGAUCUUCGGGAAGUCGCAGCUCUUCUCCCGGUCAGCAGAGCAGGAGUGUUGGGGGAAAAUCUUCAAGCGCCAGAGCUAAUAGCCGCAGCGGCAGUCCACCAGGUCGUGCUUCAUCAUCUGCAGGCACGAAUAUUAAAACAAGUACCAGAUCGACGAUGCAACAGAUCAUGCACGGCCGUCCAGCCAGCAGGUCCAGAUCUCCGGGGGCGGGAACUGCUGGUCGUGGUGCUAGUAGACCUUCACAGGAGCAAGAAGGACCGUAUCCUGUUUCACAAUCAGCUUCGCGGGGUAAUUCCAGCUCUCCCCCACCUCCGGGCUUUGAACAAAAAACUUUCGCGGCCAGCCCGACCAACGGGAGUGCUGUGCAAGAUGGUCGGCGAGCAGCGCCAGUAGAAUCCGCUUUCGUGGUGCUGCUUUCGCCAUCAAGAAACAGCUCUGUAAAGUCGAACACAGUGCUGACACACGACAAAACGGUCUCGGUGCAAGUUCAACGCACAGCAGGAGGAGCAAAAAGCGCAAGUGCAAGGCAAAGAUCUCCUUCCCCCCUCCCGCUUACGACAGUCGCGGAGCAAGACGUCGUGCGACCUGCUGCAACAACCAGCAAGGCAACGUCGAGCGCUGACCCGAUCUUCAACGGUAACCAAAACGUGAUCACCGCCACCCCGGUGCGUUCCCGCGGUAUGCUGGACAUGGGAAAUUCGUCCAUCCCCACCACCGUCACCAUGAUCGUCCCUCCGUCCGACCGCGACAUUAACGCGCCGCCUCCCCACGUGAUUGUCGAUCCGUACCCCGUCGAUAGGCAGACGGUGAACUACCCGGGAAGUAGGGAUCACCCGCAGGUCAGCUUCGCGAAGCGCGAUUCCGCGUUGCUACACUCCGCGCGGCCGAUCCCCGGCCCGCCCAUGACAAGCUUCAUUGAGAACAACGAGUUUGUGGAUACCCAGGAGAAGCUGGACGGCAGUCGAGAAGUGUUGACGACGGCGCAGAGGAUUCAGGUGCGCGAGGUUCGAUCGCGGUCUCCCAGUGCCAGUGUGAGGAGCUUGGACAAGAGUGGAAUGAUAUCUGCGAGAUCUGGAACUGCGGGAACAGCAAUUAUGGAACAGCAAAACGACGACCAACCGACGUGGCGCAACCCGUUCUCCGCGCGAUCCCGACCGGAAGAGUGGGCGCAGGUUUUAACGUUGGAAUCGAAACACCGGAUCUACAGCCGGACUCCGCGAGGGGACUACGAACUGAACGAAGCGCUUUCUGUCGAAGAAAGGAAAAACCUCAGCGAACAGCUGAUCCCCGCGUUCCCCGGAGCGCACUACGCAUUGCAGGCCAGGGGUGGAGGGUUCACGCACAUUUCGUCUUCACCAGUAAGUGUGACGAAGAGCAGUGCUGUGGCCGUGAGCAUGAAAAAUGCGCCGGAAAGUUCUAGUGUGCUGAUGGCGGAGGCGGCGAGAUUGGCAGCUGCUGCACCUCUUGACGUUCUUGAAGAUGAAGAAAGAAAAAACCGGCAGACGGCAGUGGCAAGACCACGACAGGAAGAUGCCGCACAGCAAGAGGAGGUGGAGGCGGAUAAUAGGCGAGGGGCUGGGAGAGUGAACUACCGAGCUUCGUCUGCAGCAAGCCAACAGCACCGCUCCGCGGCGCUGGUGCACCCCGAGUCGUUUAUCUGUCCACCGAAAAGUGACGGUCUUGUUGGGACGUCAUCUGAGGUACUGGCACAGUCGGCAACUACCAGCCCCUUUCCUCCUCUGCUGGGUCUUGCUGAAGACGCAACAGCACCAGGCGAAAUGAAAGUAGAAGGAGAAACCGCAACCGCAUCCGCACCCACUGUAGGUCUUGCCGUAACAAGCCCUCCCGCUCCACCACGGAUGAAAAGCGGGGCUGGGUACGUGGUCACGAUGCACCCCGAUCCGUUGUUGAUCGACGAACGUACCAGCCGGGUUCCCAUGACGUUUUACGAAGAAAGACACUCGGAAGUCGACGACUUGUUGCGCCAGGUGGAAGAGCUCGAGUUGUCGAACCUGCAUCAGCCAGGUGGAAAAAAGCAUGUUCUUCCAGGGGAGCAACAAACACCUCCAUCAACAUCUUCAGCUCAGAAACAACACAACUACAGCACCAGUGUCCUAAAGGCGGAAGCCGGUGCGCUGGUGUACCAUCGGAAAAAGGCGGAGGAGUAUUUCCAGCAUAGAACUUCAAACAACUAUAGUCGUGGUACAACGUCGCCGCUACUAGCUGCGCAGGAGGGGCGGGAGCGAUAUAACUCAUCUGGUGCGAGGACGUCGCCACUCUCUCAGCAACUGAAACUGUCUGCGUCCCGCGGGGGCUCCCGGUCCUCUUCUCCGAAAAAGCAGACUCGCUCGACUCCGGGCAAGAUGUCGCCGAGCAAGAUGAAGGGCCGGCGCAUGCCAUGGGAAGCGAAGGAUGCGGGGGAAGCCUUCUCCGCGAAGGACGACGCUGAUUUUGCGGGGCCAACAUCAUCUUCCAGCGUGGUCUCUGGCAACAGAAAUGUAAACUCGGCUGCUUCUUGUGCAGCAACGGCCUCUGUCGUGCCGUCAGUCAAAGUUCAAACUCUUAUGUCCCCGAUGGACCAGCAACUGACUGCGGAGGAGCAGAAGCAGAACGCAAAACAAAAAGCCGAUACUUUCCUGGAGCUGAAAUCCAAAGCCUGGGCGGCGAGACGAGAGGCAGCUGCAUUUACCGCAGCAGGAGAGACAUCAAAGCAAGAUGCUGCAGGGGGUCCUAGAAGUACAACAUCAACAGACUACCAGAACUACAAGAAAGCCGCUGUUGCUUCCUCUGCAUCUGGUCUUCCUGACGAAAUAGGCAAGAUCUGGGUUUCCUCGAAAGACAGCGAGCCUGCGAUAUCCGGAACAACGACCACGACGCAACUUUUAACCGCGAAGAAUCUGAUCCAAAACAUCGGCUUAGGCGCCAAGCCACUCACCUCCGCUUGGAAUUUCGCUAGUGGGAAAAUGAAUUCACUUGCAGGAACUUCUACAACAGCAGCGACGACCCGUGGAGCUGCAUCCGCAGCGACGACUUCCACUGUUCAACAACAGGAGCCAGGAGAAAUGACGAUGAAAAACGCCAGCAAACCCCCCGGAAUAAUUAUUCCGAAACUGGCACUAAGUGCUAUUUCCGGUUCCGCCUCUAUUCCUGUGCCUGGAGUGAAGGUGAAGCCGUUGGCUCCACUAAAACAAAGAGACGACGGGUCAUCUACAGCUUGUGAUCGGCCUGCUGCUGUAAUGACAACCAGCGCCAGAGCGGCUUCCAGCUCCAAAUCAAAGUCCAACACCAGUGCCUUGCUUUCCGUCCCGAGCUCCCCCUUCCUGAUCACCCCGCUCGUGAUGCCACGGGUAACCGGAGUGAGCUUGGUGCCGAAAGUAAGUAGAACGAAGUCUGUUUCUCGGAGUAUCCCCUCCAGUAGAGUGGGAAGUAAAGAUAUCCUGAGAAAAAAGCGUUACAGUUACACAUUGUGUUGCUGGCCAAGCAAGACAGACAAGCUCUGUCAUGCCGGACAUGCAUAGGGGCCUCGUUUCAUACGUGUUUUCCCAUAGGAUUUCUGCAUUACAUACAAACUUUCUCUCUCAUGCAGAGAAAUUCGUGUAGUUGCUGAAUUCACUACAAAUGUGUAACUGUAACACUUUUUUCGUGGGAUAAAAGAGAAAGUGAAAGGAACUAAAGAAAUCACAGGGUUGAAAAAGACGUCGACAACCGCAGCAACUGCUUCUGCGGGGCAGCACCAGCAGCAGCACGACGAAGUUGAUCUCGCAGAGAAGUACAGCGCUACCCUCGCGACGAAAGACAAAGAAGAAGAGACCCAGAAGAUAAAAGUCUUCCGGAACUACGGGAUCAAAAACCGGAAAGGGGUUCAACAGAAUAAAGCAGCAGCUGAAGUGGAAAAAGUACACCAGUCCCAUCAAGCUGCAGAACAAGAGCCGACAAAUGCCGAAAAAGAAGACCUUCCUUCCCCAACGCCGGAUGAGUUCCACGAUCCAAUCAUUCUGCGCGACAAAGCUCUGCUGGCGCUCCUGCCGAAGCCGGUGCCUGUCACGGAGAAUUCACGGAGCCCCAUGGGCGGGGGUCGUCAAACAGGCGAACAAUCGGCGAAACAGCAGCGAGGUACCACGACAGGUGGAAAUAGUAGAAACGCAGGCUCAACUACAACACCAAAUCGAAAUGCCGUCGUGUCCACCUCAAAGCUGAAUCAGUACAGCAACAGGCGUACGAACAUCCCAUCUUCGGACACGAGCAGCAAAACCGGUGCAGCAGGAGAGCCUGCUCAACUAUUGCACUACGACUCGUCUCCUUCUGACUUCAUCCCGGUAGCAAGACUGGUGGAACUUGUUCCGCGGGGGGAUGACGGCGGUGCCUCUGCGCAGGUAUGAGAGUGCGUAAAACCUCCUGUUCCGCCACCCCACCUCCCCUUCUUCAUAUGAAUGAACUUCCUUGAAGAGCAUAAACAGGAACUGAGAGACACCAGCGAACCACCUAAAGCCAUCCAGCCUGCCGGCAUGCUGGUAAGUUCAUGCGCGGAGUGCAGUGCAUGUGCAACUGUUUCUUCUUGUGCUCCCUCCACCGAGAUUUACGAUGCAAACAGUUCCACAAGGCAGCAUACUGGAUUUGGGACUUCGUAAGUAUGACAAAUGAGGGGGCGGGGCGACGAGUUGUAGUUCUUGCGCACUCUCAUAGCAGGAGGACGAGCUUAACACGGAAUUUGACUCCAAGUACUCCGUCCCAUCAAAGGACGCAAAUGGUAGAGAGGAGCAAACUGCCAUCGGCAAUUUUCACUUGUUCUAUCCGUCUUCUGUCGCGGGAACUGGUGGAGCAGGAGCUGCAAGUCCGUCCGCAAGACAGAAGAAGUCUCUGAACUCCAGUAUGACCUCCUCAGGUGUUGCAUCUCUGUGAUGCAAGAAGUGCAAUAUCAUUACGCAUGGCAAUAUCAAUACGCAUGACAAGUUGUGGAGUGCCAAACUGCAUUCGAGGAAUCCGGCGAGACUUGUAUUGUAGAAAGUGGAACGCGCCGUGCCCGUGUGGCAGCUCGUCUCCUGCUGAUCAUGCAAGAGAAACACAAAAUCCAGUUACUCUGUUGUAGUAACGCUUGAGAUUUAUCACUUGAGAAGGUUAUAUCUAGCGUGGCGCUCGAUAUCACAGAAGAUUCCAUCGCGAACAUGCCGCUGCGAGACUUGAGUCACAACGACCGGGAGCAGCAGUAAGCGGGAGCAGCCCACUAACUAUCAAAAUCAUUCUCUGGUGACGAGUAUUGAGUAGUCCGUCUGCAGCUGGUGAUGAGUAACAUGUGACGCUCGACGCGACCCUAUGAAAGAGUCUGGUCUGUAUGUAGUUUUAGCACCAUCAUCAUUGUUCUUCUACGGUACAGAAUCAAAAAUUAGUAAACUCUAAUGAAUCCAACUCCAAUUAUCCCAUACGACCAGUUGCAUGCCUUGAACUUCUUAACCGCAGAAAUUUUUGGCGUUUUUGAUUUCGCAGCUUGAAUGAGAAAGUACACGACGCAGCUUUGUUUUUGUUUAUCACUGAGACCCAAAAUGAAUUUGAGUCAGCGUUUCACGUUCGGCGCAAAUAUUGACACUGAUACUACUUUUUGUUGUACAGUAAUGUAAAAAAAUGUUUCCUUCUGUGUCUUUGGAUAAGCAUAUAACAUUAUUUAGAAACUACAUUAGUGAAGAUGCGGAUGAAAU